This is a messenger RNA of Spodoptera litura, 2006 nucleotides long. RefSeq lists its product as uncharacterized. The record is from RefSeq and is a predicted model, not a curated record. Lineage: Eukaryota; Metazoa; Arthropoda; Insecta; Lepidoptera; Noctuidae.
CAAAUCUAAACGUCGAGCCGAUUCCUAAGUUUAUGGAGAAAAAUAUACAAUGUCAAUAACGUUACUGAUAUGUUUGCUCGUACCUAAAGGUAUAUUUACAAUGAAGUUUGCUCCUGGCUUCGGAAAUGGUCUCUUCGAUCCAUUAUUGCCAAUUUCUGAUUCGUCAGACAGCUAUCUAGAGAAUGAUAUGGAUAUAAUUCCCAUAAAAAGGCAACGAAACGAACCAAUAAAAAUUUCAACUAAAAACAACGCCGAUUACGAAGAAUGUAUAGAAAUCAGUAGUAGGAUACUAUGUGGUUAUGGGAAGAACAAAGGACUGAAUCCAAUUGACCAAGUUAUUAAUUUGAGCAACGGAUGUCGAAUCCGUGGUGAUAGAUUGGAAUGUGGCUAUGAUAAUAAAAGCAAACUAUCAGGUGUAAUUGAAAAAUCUGCACAAAGACAAAGACCGACAAGAACUCCAAUGUCCGGAACUUCAAAUAAAGGCCCUAAAAUCGACAGUGACAUACUCGAGAAUAAAUUGCUGAAAUCCACAUUUGAUAAACUGUCAGUGAAAUCUUUAGCUAGACAAAAUGUGACUAAACCGACUGUUUUAAUUGAACCUACAGUAAGUACAAAAGAGACAAAAAUGCAAAUAUCUUCAGCCACAGAAAAGGUAACUUCUUCACAAUCCAAAAGGACGCAAAGUACUGAAACAGUUACUCAAAUUAUUGCCACAGUUAUUAAAAAUGCUGACACAGUUACUCAAAAUAAUGAAUCAGUUUCUCAAAGUAAUGCAACGGUUACUCAGAGUAAUCCAUCGGUUUCCCAAAACAAUGCAACCGUUACUCAGAAUAAUAAAUUCGUUUCUCAAAGUAAUGCAAUAGUUUCUCAAAAUUAUAAAUUCGUUUCUCAAGGUAAUGCAACAGUUACUCAGAGUAAGCCAACAGUUACUCAAAGUAAUGCAACAGUUACUCAAAAUAAUAAAUUAGUUUCUCAAAGUAAUGCAACAGAUACUCAAAGUAAUGCAACAGAUACUCAGAGUAAUCCAACAGUUACUCAAAGUAAUGCAACAGUUACUCAAAGUAAUGCAAGAGUUACUCAAAGUAUUAGAUCAGUUUCUCAAAUUAAUACAACAGUCCCUCAAAGUACGACAUCAGUUACUCAACGCACCGAAUUACGUAUUAACAGAACUCAAUCGAUACCCAUUAAAACCAUGACUACAGAAACUAUAACACCUUAUACCGAAAAUACGUUAGCAAAACUUUUUGAAGAUUUAGAACCAAAUGAAAUUCUAUUUGGUACCAAAAUAUUUAAGAGAGCAAUUCCAAACACACCUCAAAUAUUACAAAUUUUACGGAACAAUGUAACUGAAUCAGAAUCUUUAAUUACAACAAAUGUUACGUCUACGACAAUAGAAUAUGAGAACUCCACUGAGAGUUUAAAACAGACAACAAAUAGUGAAAACAUGGCAACUGCGACAGCUUGUGUCCAGAAUCAAGACACCGUGGUGUGUUAUAAUUUUAAGUCAUAAGUAGGUACUGAAUUACUGACAUUGUUAUCAUAUUAUACGAUUACGGCUACUAGCUUAGCAAGCACGCAUAGUAUAAAAAUAAAAUACAUACAUAUAAACCUACCUCUUGACUCAUUCUCUGGUUCUCUAUUAAAAAAGCGCUACAAAAUUCAAGCAUGGACAGACAAAUAAAAGCGACUUGAUUUUAUACGUAUAUACUAUCAAUUACAAAAUAAUACUAUCAUUGGGCUCGCUGUCACAUUGCAGCGGUAAAUCUUCUCUUUAAACAGUGGCUCGAGAGACGCUACGGCGUCUUCACCUACCGCCCGAGACAGUUUUUGAAAGUACCUCUUUCUGAUUGGGUGGGAGAAAACGUGCAGGUAUCAUCACUGCAAAGACCGCACGGAGGACACAGUGGAGCAUAGAGUGGCGGUGUGCCCUGAAUGGACUGAGCACCGCCGUGUCCUCAGGAAUGUGGUCAGCGACGGAAACCUCUCGCAUCUGCCUCUGGUUCAAU